Molecule: messenger RNA, 4426 nt
Organism: Salmo salar (Atlantic salmon)
Lineage: Eukaryota; Metazoa; Chordata; Actinopteri; Salmoniformes; Salmonidae
Source: RefSeq, a predicted model, not a curated record
UCUCUCUCUGCUUGGGUGGGUGGUGAAUGCACAUGAAGAAUGGUAAGCUACUCUUCCACAUUGUUUUUCAUGAAGUCACUUUAAAACUCCCACAGAUUUUCGUGGCUGCCAGACAGAAAACCAGGCAAGAGAUAAAACAUAACUAUGAAUUGGAUGCUGUGACAACAAUGCAUUGUCUCCAUAAACCUCUGCCCUAUUUAAUCUUUGGUAAGUACUUUUCUCAUUAUUUUAUGUUUGAAAAUGUUACAGAUUACAAAUUUAAAAAAUCUCAACGCCAAUAAUUCUGAAGAAUACAUCUAUCGUAUGCUGUAUCCCAUCCUCCAUUCUCCAAUUUACUGUAUGCCAAUGAGGUUGUUGUAGUUUUAGCUAGGUAAUUUGAACUGUUUUCUCAUACUAUACUAUACUGAGUAUACUGUAUAUCAUUUUAAGUAGUCACUUGUUCCAGGAAUGAUGAUGAUCUUCAAUUGUGUGUUUUGGCUAACUGUUGGCAGGGCUUGACAUUAACUUUUUCGAAAGUUAAGAGGAAUUGUUUUUUUUACUUUUCCGAAAGCUCAAGUCUCAAGUUUUUUUAAGUCUGUAACACCAUGGGCCAAAAAAGGUGACUGAAAAUGUUGUUGUAUAAACCACUUUACAAAAAUAAAAUGAAUUAUUAUCAUUAUUAUUACCAUACAGAGCCUCAGAAAAAAAUGCAGGCUACUCUGCCUAUUGGCUUCUUUGCAUAUUCAAACCUGUCUCAAAAUACAACACCGCCUCUUUAAGACAUAAAAAGGCUUUUUACCUGACACAUUUUUCCAAGAUAGUUGGUUUUCUCAGGGUUCAAACACAUUUUGACAGAUGUAAUUCAUGACUUUUCCAUGACUUUUAACCACAUUUCCCUGAUCAAUAAUUGGCGGUGUCUUUGAAAAAUUAAGCAUUAUGUGGUAUUGACACUGGAAGGCUGCUGAUCCCAUGUACUAUCUCCUGCCAUUGUGCCCUUGAGCAAUGCACUUAACCCUCCACAAAGUUAAAUAACUGCACUGUUAAGCAACUGUUUAAACACAUAAACACAAACCUCCAUCUGGAGAGCUACUGGGUGUAACAUUAGCUCAUUCAAUGAAUUCAGGGAUCAAAUGGCUAAAGUGGGCUACUUCAAAGCAAGGUAGCUAGCUUACUAAGACAUGUUUAUCUAUAACAUUGUAAGGCUAACAUAUUCAUGUUUCAGUAGGGCUGUGACGAUCAUGGACUUUGGGGUAACCUUUUUUUGUCAUGUAAAUGUGGUGCUGUAAUAGUCAGAGUGCCAGCCUCUUUAGCUAACAUUCCACUCUUUUGACUUUCUUUUUUUUAGCUUAAAAUAAAUAACUUUCUCGUUUAUGAGAUACAGACAAGUUGUUUUGCAUCAUAUCAUAUUGCUUUUUUGGUUGUUUGUUUUAGUUUUAAUAUAAUCUUUCAAUAAUUCAUAAAGUUCUACACACUUGUUUCUAACAUGUAGCUCAGCAUUCCUGAACAGUCCCACUACAAACUUCAUUUCACCUUACUUUACCUGUAUGCACCGAUUUUGUCCCUAUGUUGGAGGUCAUCUGAUAAAAAAAUAUCCUCAGAGAAGCGUUUUUAACUCGACCUUCAGUAAGCAGGUCUGUAUAUUGUUUUGUAUUUCCGUUUUUUAUUUUUAAUCAAUUCACACAUGACAAACACUUACCGGUACCCCAAAAAGUCGGGCUAAUAAUACUUUCCUGUGGACAUUUUCUCUCCACUUCCUACCGCCAAAAGGACCAACAGCAUGGACAACUGGUGUUCUCUUUGGAUAUUUUACCCCACUCUCUUCCCUUCUCCAAGUUUCUCCAGUGACCUGUAGGUGCAAGAACAUCUCUUCAUGUUAUGGACACUGUGUCACAUCCCAAGAGGGAGUCAGUGAAUUAGAUUGCUUUGGUAAACAUCUGGGCUUAAGUAGGAUCGGCUGGAAAUGUGUGUGGACACCUGUAAAACACCAAACACAAAGAUACACACUCUGUAUAGAACAGAAAACACAUAGCAAAAUGCACGCAAACAUAUCGGAGACGUCUCAGACUAUUUAUCUGUCCAAAAGGUUUAACAUGACAGCUCAUGUAUUUGACAAGAGUGAUUUGAAGAGCUGCACAAAGACUGUUUUCAGAGGUUCACCUCAACAAUUGGUUCGAUGCGGCCCCCCAUCUAAUGUACACUUGAAUCGCCAUUCAAGACAGCUGGAUAUCCAGGCCUCCUGGAGGAAGGAGGAGACCAAAUAUAUCCCUCUUUACUCUGUGAGAUACAAGGAACUGAACAGCACGCAAUGGAAAGAGCCACCAGUGCAAUCCAAGGAUAGAAAUAGGUGCACUGUGGGUAAUCUUAACGCCUCACUGUCCUAUGAGGUGCAGAUAGAGUGUGUGGCCAACAACAAAUGUACCCAGUGCCCCUGGAGCGAGGUUUUCACAGUCCCACCUGAACUUACUGAUACGCCUGUCAUUGAAAUGGUAAAAGAUAGUCGUCCACAAACCAAAGGGAGGAGAUUAGUGAUCAUAAAAUGGAAGUUUGCAGCCAGUGAGUUAGCGGAGGGCUACAGUGUUUCCGUGGGGAAAGCCUCAGGAGAGGACCCUAUUGAGACCUUCAACACCAGCAGGCACCUAUUCAUAGUGACCCUGUCUCACUCAGCCUACCACCUCAAAAUCACAGCUUUCAACGGGGCUGGGACCUCACCUGCAGCACAGAGCACUAUACGGCCACUGGACGACAAAGACUUAUAUGGGAAGCUGAAUCUGACAUUCAAUGGCAACACGUCCUUUACUGUCUCCUGGGUGGAUGACCUGAUCAAAACCUACUCCUGCUUCUCAGUGGAGUGGUGGACGAGAGGAAACAAAGCUGCUCACAAGUCCUUCUAUGAGGAUGAAAACAAUUAUGAAGUCAUACCAUUGCACGAGCCAUUAGAGCUGUAUAAGAGGUACACCUUCACUCUGCACACGAGGCCAGACAAAGAGCCCUGCAACCUGAAGUUCAUCAACAACAGCGAGAGCACCUACGGGAGCAUCCAGUCCUACUUCACUGAAGGAUCCCCAAUUAGUGCCCCAGGGAACAUCAGCAGCAGUAAUGUUACCCAGAGAUCCAUGGUGCUAGAGUGGACGUCAGUCUCUGAGAAGGACACCAGAGGUUUCCUGCUGGGCUACAUCCUCCACUACACAGAGAGCCCAGAUGACAGGACAGACGCUGAGACAAACGUCACUGUGGAUGCUGGUUCAACCAGCUACGAGUUGGUGGACCUAAAAAGCAAUACUGUGUACCAAGUCCAGCUGUCUGCCUUCACUGCUGCAGGAAUGGGAGUGAGAAGCUCAGCUGUAUACUUCGAAACCAAGUCAACAGCAUCCCUGUCUAUUGGUGGUAUGAUAGCAGGGGUCCUUAUUGGAGUAGCUUUACUCUUACUUGUGGUUAAUCUCGGCUCUUGGUUGUUAAAAAGAGCAAAGAGAAUACUUUGGCCAAGUAUCCCUAAUCCUGGUAACAGCAAUGCCAUCCAGAAAAUAGAUGGGGUCUGCGAGCUGGAACUCCUGGAGCCCAUCAACAGAGAGAAGUUAGAGGAAGAGGACGCCAACAGUCUGCACAUUGUUGACAGUAGAGAAGAAACGUCUCCCGUUAGCAACCUCCAUAGCAACAGCGACUCAUGUCUACACCCCAACACAGACCACGAGGAGAAUCAAGGGCCUUCAGAGACAACCGCAGACUCUGCCGAGCCCACUAAAGUAGACCCUCAAAUCAACAUGGGCUUGUGCCGAAGAGACACAGCCACAGACAGUAGCGCUCAAGAUCCCACUUCUGACACCAUUAAACCUACCAGAGACACAAGACAGACAGACCCUGUCCACAUUAGUACGGUGGCCCACCAGUGCCCGCAGUUGUCCUUUAUGAGUGAUUACACAACCAUGGAACUCUUCCAACAGGCUCUGACACAAUGUGAUCCAGCCACUAUAUCAUUGGAACCCCAUGGCCAGUCAGAGGACACAGACUCCCCCCUGACCAGACCAGAAGUAGAUUACAUACACCAGUCCCUCUAUGAUACUGUCCUCCACCUGUCCCAAGGCAGCACAAGUCCAAAUGAGGUGUAUUACACGGUUCUUUGAGAAUGUUUACUGUAGAUUCUAGAAUCUGCCUUUCUCACAGAUGCUGUGGGACAAUUCUCAGCCUUUCAUCUAUGUGAAAAAGCCAGCUGCUGCUAGUCACCCUGUUGACUAGCCUACUUAAAGAGUUCUGGACAUGAUUGGAUCGUCAUAACUCUGGAAUGAGAAACCUUUCAAUGACAUACAGGAACUUAAAACGCUGUUAUCCUAUCAAUACGUGUAUUGAAAGCCUGCAGUGCGGUGGUCACAGAAUGUAUUGAGGGAUUGUUUGAGGAGCAGAAUUUUCCCAAUCGUUUUUUUGUUUGUGGUUUUAAAUAAAAUCAUGAAUCAGA